CUGUGGUACUCAAGCUAAAAGAGUAAGCGGUGAAUUUGAAUACCCUUCAUUAUCAGAGCAUUCUUUACAUGUAAGCCGAUGUUAAAUUUACACCUUUGUUGCGUUCAUGAAGGUAGGAGUUAAUUUAAAAAGUGCUUUCGUUUUUGAUUAUUCGGCACAAUGGUAUUGCUGCGAGUGUUCUGGUUACAUACAGUGGACUUCAUUGGCAGGAAGGAUACUCACGUGGCCUUAAAAACGUGGGUACGCCACGCUAUUCGAAUGUGUAAAUGUAGAUAAUAUUAACUAGUGGUUUGGUACUUUCUUGUCAAUUGUAUGCAGAUUCACUGUAAAUUUAACUAUGUUUAGUUCGGAACAUGAAAAAUGUCAACAUCCCUUUUAGCUACACGUAGAUGUAGCUAUAGUAAAUGCAUACAGGUCAGGAUCUGUGAGUAAAUCGAGUCAAAGGCGAUGGAAGGACAAGAAGUGACUGGAUCAGAAGGCAUGAUGAAGAUAGGAAAAAACCUUGCACAAGCAGAAACCGGAGUCAACGAAGAUAACAGGGAAGAGGGAGCUGUUAGUGGGUCAGCUCAGAGAUGUCGAAAAAUUCAGGUCCGUUUCUGCGGGUCCACUCCUCUGCUAUGGCGGACGGCUGAAGUCAGAGCAGCGCGAGAGAGUGGCGUGGUUGGGACCCUGGUGGGAUCGUUGCCUCGACAGCCCCGGCAGAACAACCGACUGGGCAGGCCCCUGGAACUUCUUCAAGAGGAAGCGCGACUGCUGACAGAGACAGGCCAAGCUGUGCUUUGCCCUGCCGUGGACCCGGAGAGCGCCGAAGCAACAAGCUCACAUAAGGUGGAGCGACAUCUGGAGAUGCUGGAGCGGAGCUAUGAGGAGCAAAAGGCUCUGGCGCUGCAGGACCGGAAGUCUGUGUUGAUGAGAGUGUUGACACAGAAACAAGAGGAUGCAGACAGCGGGGAGUGCUCAGAGCAGGCCGUGCGAGACCGGCUGGAGGCCCUUGAGAAGGGUUUCUCUCUCCCGCGUUCGGCCAUGGCGGUCCAGCUGCACACGGCCAGGGCAGGGCUGGGUCACGACCCUGAGGAGCGCCACUUCCUGAUGGCUGAAUGGCUGCAGCCUCGCGAUGAGAGGUCAGAGAUCAGGUUCCGUGUCUUCCGGGAUCUCAGGCGACAAGGCUACUACCUCACUUCUGCUGGCAAGUUUGGUGGAGACUACCUGGUGUACCCAGGAGACCCCCUCCGUUUCCAUGCCCACUUCAUCGCUCUGUGUGUUUCCAUGGAAACAAUGACACCCCUAUGUGACCUGCUGGCCCUCUCACGGCUGGGAGCUAAUGUGAAGAAAACUAUAUUGCUUUGCUCCCCCAGCGAUGGCGACGGGGGUGAAGAGGAAGACGAGGUGGUAUACACAUCACUGCAGUGGAGCGGAAUGGUGUAGCUUCCUCAGGACUUAGAAAAUUUGGCUUCACAGUUUCCAGUCUCAGAUGGGACUCUGAAAUAAAGGCCCUCACCUGGAUUGCUCUUGGAUAUGCUAUGCUGUGUACACAGGCUCCAGUCAAACUGAACGCAUAGGCCAACAGGAAAGCCAAGCGAAAAACUUGAAAUCAUGAGCUGGAAGAU
This is a messenger RNA of Megalops cyprinoides (Indo-Pacific tarpon), 1607 nucleotides long. RefSeq names its product TSEN34 tRNA splicing endonuclease subunit (gene tsen34). Bases 448 to 1425 code for a protein of 325 amino acids. The transcript has 4 exons. Gene Ontology annotation, molecular function: tRNA-intron lyase activity; nucleic acid binding. Gene Ontology annotation, biological process: tRNA-type intron splice site recognition and cleavage; tRNA splicing, via endonucleolytic cleavage and ligation. The record is from RefSeq and is a predicted model, not a curated record. NCBI's taxonomy places the organism in Eukaryota, Metazoa, Chordata, Actinopteri, Elopiformes, Megalopidae. Gene Ontology annotation, cellular component: tRNA-intron endonuclease complex.